Molecule: messenger RNA, 6732 nt
Organism: Crotalus tigris (Tiger rattlesnake)
Lineage: Eukaryota; Metazoa; Chordata; Lepidosauria; Squamata; Viperidae
Gene: XPC
Product: XPC complex subunit, DNA damage recognition and repair factor
Exons: 16
Coding region: 538-3372 (944 amino acids)
Biological process (GO): mismatch repair; nucleotide-excision repair
Cellular component (GO): XPC complex; cytoplasm; nucleotide-excision repair factor 2 complex
Molecular function (GO): damaged DNA binding; single-stranded DNA binding
Source: RefSeq, a predicted model, not a curated record
UCAAAACCGCCCGUGUGAAUGAAUAUUCAUAGAUCGGGCGUGAAGCUUGAGCGUUUUUACGCUUCCUCUUGGAAGCUUCCAGGGAGCCGAGAAAUAAGUUGCGGGCGCUUCCUCCGAUGCAAGGGAGAGAUGCGAAGCUCAAUCAGCUCGAUCCGGAGUAGUCCAGUGGUUCCCAAGGGCAAGCAUCCCCGCCAAAGCCCCCGGUCCGCUGCAGCGCAGGUUCUCCGGAGCCGCCGGCACGGAAGGGACGUCAGGGAGGAGGUGCCGCGGAAAGCCCGGAGCGCCCGGCGUGGCUCUGUCUGGCUUGUCUCCUGCGAGAAGCUGGAGUAACGGAGGAGGGUUAUAAGGGCUGCUGCUAAGGAGCGACAGCCUGGCCACCCAUCCGCCCUGCGCUAAGUCCGAAAGAGACGCCUCGCUCUUUGGCAUCUUCGGGAGGCCGCCGGGCUUCUGCCUCCCUAGUCGCUGUUCUCCUUCGUGGCUCUGCAGCGCCUGGGGUUGGCGGAUCGGGCUGUUUUCUUUCGCGAAAUAGCGGCCGGGAUGGUCGGGAAACGUAAAGGGGUCUCGAAGGUGCAGCGGUCCUGCAAGAAAGUCAAGGAAGAGGGUCCACCUGGCGGCGCCGCUUCCUCCUCUUCCCCGGGUCUGAAAACUUGUGAGCAGCGAGACGAUGAUUUUGAAGAUGAAAAACCUGAGAAGAAAACUAGGCCCAAAUUGCCAUCUAGAAAAACGAGAGAUAAAGAACACGUCCCUCAGCCACUUCGUAAAAAUUCCAAUGAAAAAAGACCAAAAUCCAAAGUCAAGGAGGAAAUGAAUAGAGGUAUAGAAAGCCAAGGCUUCCUUCCAAAAGCGGGGAAAUGCAGCGGUUUGCAGAGCAUUCCUUUAAAGAAAAAAACAGAUGCAAAAAAAGAAUUAAUUAUUACAAAGAGAGAAGAAGAUGAGGAUGAGGAAAGUGAGGAAGAAUGGGAAGAUGUGGAAGAACUUUGUGAACCUGAGAUCGAGAUGCUGAAAGAACUUAAGGCACCAAAGCUGCCCAACCCAACUGUUGAGAUAGAAAUUGAAACACCUGAACAAGCAAAGAAGAGAGAGAGAAGAGAGAAACGGCAAGCUGAGUUUGAGACAUAUCUCCGUCGAAUGGUGAAACGCUUCAGCAAAGAAGUCCGCGAAAAUACCCAUAAGGUUCACUUACUGUGCCUGUUGGCCAACGGUUUCCACAGGAACAGGAUCUGCCUUCAGCCAGAUCUUCAAGCGAUUGGGCUUUCUAUCAUUCCCAUUCGCUUCACCAAAGACUCUGUAGAUCGCAUCAACCGUCUAUUUCUGUCAAAUCUGGUGAAUUGGUUUUCUGCAACUUUUACUAUUAACGAUCAGCUCUCCGAUAGUGAAGAUUGGCGGGUUACUCUAGAGAGGCGCUUUGCUGUCUAUGCUGCACGAGAUGAGGCGGAACUGGUGCAGAUAUUUUUACUUAUUCUUCGAGCACUUCAUCUAUUCUGCCGACUUGUAUUGUCUUUACAACCCAUUCCUCUGAAAGAGCCAUCAGGGAAGGGAAAAUCCUCCAAGAAAAGCUCUGUUUUGGUAACUUCUGAGACGUUGCCCGAUUCUGCCAAAAGCUCAAGAAAAUGCACAAGAGUAGAUACUGCUAAGAAGCCAAGCCUCUCUAGGGCCAAAAAGCUAAGAAAGAAAUCUUCAUCACAGGAAGAUAUUCAGAAAGAUAUAAAAUCUGAGAAUGAUAAGAAGAGUUUGAGGGCAGAAGAAGGGCUGGGCAGGCCUAAAAAUGACCGACGACGGCAAGUGGCAUCAAAAGUGUCAUAUAAAGAAGAGAGUGGAGACAGUGAGAAUAAUGAUUCUGAAUUCUGUCCUCCUGAGGAAAAUGAUGAUGGUAGCAUAUCUGAUGAGGACUUUGAAAUUCCCAGAAAAAAAAUGAAGUCAUCACUAGGAACCCCCAAAACAACGCUAAGAACCCUGAAAACAAAAGCAAUUGUUAACAGGCAACGAUCUGUGUCGAAACAACAGAAGGACUCAGAGAUAAUUGGUAAUUCGGUAGACAAAACAGUCAGUCCAUGUUCUUCAGUCCCACCCAAGAAGAAAAACAAAAUAAUUUCUAGUGAUGAAGAAGAAGAGCAGAGGUCAGUUGUAUUGAAAGGGACAGACCAGUGGGUAGAGGUUUUUCUUGAGCGAGAAGAUCGAUGGGUAUGUGUGGACUGUAUGCAUGGCAAUGUUGGACAUCCUCUGGAAUGUUUCAAGUAUGCCUCAAAGCCAGUGUACUACAUCAUUGGCAUUGACGAUAAUGGAUCUGUAAAGGAUAUAACACAGAGAUACGACCCAGCAUGGAUGACUGCAACAAGGAAGUGUCGUGUGGAUGCCCAGUGGUGGGAAGAUACCUUAGAGCCGUACAAAAGUUCUUCUGUGGAACGGGAUACAAAAGAAGAAAGAGAGUUUUUAGCUAAACUUCAAAAUCAGCCUUUGCCAAAAUCUGUCAGUGAAUACAAGAAUCACCCACUUUAUGCUUUGAAGAGGCAUCUUCUGAAGUAUGAGGCCAUAUAUCCCGAGACAGCUUCAAUUAUAGGAUAUUGCCGAGGGGAAGCUGUCUACUCCAGAGACUGUAUCCAUACGCUGCACUCCAAGGACACUUGGUUGAAACAAGCUCGAGUGGUGAGGAUUGGGGAAGUGCCUUAUAAGAUGGUGAUAGGUUAUUCCAACCAAGCAAGAAAAGCACGAAUGACAGAACCUGCAAAUCGGGACAAAAAGGAUUUGCCCUUGUUUGGUCUCUGGCAGACUGAGAAAUAUCAGCCACCUCUGGCUGUGGAUGGAAGGGUUCCUCGGAAUGAGUUUGGGAAUGUCUAUCUCUUCCAACCUAGCAUGUUACCAAUAGGCUGUGUGCUGCUAAAGCUUCCUAACCUUCAUAGAGUGGCCCGUAAACUGGAUAUUGACUGUGUUCCAGCUGUUACAGGAUUUGAUUUUCAUGGUGGUUACUCUCAUCCCGUCACAGAAGGCUAUGUAAUCUGUGAAGAGUACAAAGAAGUGCUUGUUGCAGCCUGGGAGAAUGAAGAGUCAGAAAGGGAGAAGAAGGAAAAAGAGAAGCGGGAGAAGAGAGUGCUGGGAAAUUGGAAACUGCUGGUGAAGGGACUUCUGAUCAAAGAGAGAUUAAAGAAGCGCUAUUCUACCAAGAAUGAGACAAGAGUCAUGGUGGAAGGGGAGUCUGGUUUCUCAACCGAUGAGGAAGAAGGACCAAAUUCAGAAACACCUGCUGAAGAUAUGGCUGUUUCUUGGCCCCAAAAUCGGCAAGUUGAGGAACAGAGUGAGAAAGGAAAAACAACCAGAAAGAGCAAGAGAGAAAAGAAAGGAGAAGCAAAACAUUUGUUCCCAUUUGAGAAAUUGUGACAAGGAGAUUUGGGUUCUUUAGAUUCCUAUCUUAGCGUGAACAAGGAAGCACUUUUAUGUUCCUCCAACGCACAUUCAUACGGAACCUUUCCUGCCAGCAGGAAUAGCUAACAACACUCAGGAAACCUCCAACCAGUUUUUCUAAUAUUGCAUUCCUAAGAUAUAUGGAGGACUUGGAUUUGAAGCAGGAAAAUUGGUCUGGACCCAUUGCUAGAUGCCUACUAUAUCUUUAUAUUGGCUAGUGGCACCUUAAAGAAUCUACUUUUCCUAAAUUCUUGAUAGUCAUAUUUUCUUUAAGGUAAGGCUGCUGAUAGGUACAGCAAGAACACCAGUGUUGGAGCAAAGUACAAUGUCAGAUCUUAAUACCUGCAAAUAUAUUCCUUUUCUUGGAAGCUUUGCCUCAUUUUGUUGCAAAGUUGUUAACAACUUUGUUUCCGGGAAGAUUUAUGAAAGGAACAUGUAUGUGUACUCAUACACAUAUUGCAAUAGUAAAUCUGGGCUUAAGAUGUAUUCUAUAUGUAAAAAAAAAAUUCUAGUGGGAAUAAAUGAGGGAAUCUAUAGGAAAUGACUAUAAGUUUAACAGCUUCUAUUCAACUUUACAAAGGAAACCAGUAUGAACAAUAGGCUAAUAAAUGGGUAUAGGAUAUUUGAGCAGAAGAUACCUAGUUUUUAGUCAAGCUGGAUUUAUUCCUAUCGCCUUUUCCUCUUUUAUAUCAUCACCAAAAACUCUCAUGAGUCUUACUUUUUUGUGUAUUGAUCAUGCAACAAAUUCCAACUUUAGAUAUUGCGAAUGAUGCAUUCUGAGUGGGACUUACUACAAAAAAGGCUUGCAGUCCGCCACAUGUUCAAUCAUAGUGCAAUUACUUAAUUGCUUAGUGUACUAGUUUGAAUGUUUUACCAAUGCACACUUCAUUGUGCAAAAGAAACAAAAACUAUAACAGCUUUAUUACUCAAAUUAAUUUUAGAAGAUUCUGUCAUAAACUUCAUCCAUUUAAUGUGACCAGAAUUAAUUUGGGCACUUUAAAUUUAUUCAGAGAAAAAAGAUUAUACUGAAUCUUGAGUAAAAAAAUAAAAACUUGAGUCCUGAGCACCAGUCCUUUUCCUAAGAUUGUCAUUUGCAUAUUUAGAUAGUUGAACAUAGUGGCGAAUAUCUGUAGCCGGGGUAUAGGAUGAGGGUGAAGGUUCAUUCUCUAAGCUUGUGGGUUGGUUUCUGGACAUUUUGUUACCAGGCUAGGUAACAUCUUCAGCUGAGUUUAGGAGUUUUGACAUCCAUUCAUUACCUAACCUGGUAAUGAAACAUUCAGAAACCAACCCACAGCCUCAGAGAAUGGACCUCCACCCUCAUACUUGAAUAUUAUUAGAUUCCCAUCUCACAUGAGCAAUUUAGAUCUUCUCUUGGAAAAGGAAAAUACUAGCCUUCCAGUCUCCCUACUAUAAGCUAAAGUCUUCCUGAAAUAACAUGGUUUUAAAGACCUUUCAGAAUAUAAGGGUGGUCAGGCCAAGGGCAGCUUUGGGGCAUUUUCCAAAAUGUGAAGGCCAUUACUAAGCAGCCCUACCUUGGGAGCCUGUACUGCCUUUACCUUAUGCAGAGGGAAUCUUAACAGGCCUAUUCAAUAUUUGAAUUAUGCUUGGUCAAGUUGUCUGUAAUGGAGCCCAAUCCACUGCUGUGGUGGAUUUUUAUAUAAUAACCAGAACUUUAAACUUGUUCUGGAAAAACAGCAGAAUGCAAUGGCAAUAUAUUGAGUUUAUUUCAAGCUGGGGUUUUUUUUCAGUAAAUGCUAACAACUUAUAGAAUUAUACACAAAUAUAAAAACAGGAACUUUUUUUAAAAAGCUUUAUUUUUAAUUGCUGAAGUAAUGUUUUUAAAGAACUUAACGUUUUUAGUGUGUUUUCCCCCUCAGAACCUCAUUUUCUCCUUAAGAAACAUUUUGACAGUCCCAGUAGUUGUGAAUUUUGCUCUGGAAUUAACUUCAGUUAUACUUUGGGUCAAGAAAGUUGAAAAGAUUUCCAACUAUCUCAUAAGCAGCAAUAUUCCUGUCAGAGGUCUGCCUCCCUUGCAAGGAAUGUCUUAAGUUAUUAAACUAGAAUGUUCUAAAUCUAGAGUAGAUCUUUUCUAAAAAAUAAUCUGAAAAAUACAAGAAUAUUUCAUUUUAUCCCUCUUUAGUCAGGCCUCUGCUGCAAGUACUUUGUCCAAUUCUGCCUCUGCUGCAAGUACUUUGUCCAAUUCUGGGUUACCACAUUUGAAGGAUUCACAAUGGACGAGGAACAGAGAAGACUAAAAAGAUCAGAAACUAAGUCCUAUGAACAGACAUUGAUAGAGGUCGAUGUUUGUAAGAUAAAAGAUGAUUGAAGGGAAAAAUUAUUGCACUCUUCAAAAACUUAAAAGGAUGUCACAUAUAGGAUGGUCUUGUUCUUGAAUACAGGAUACAGAAUAGCUGAUUUUAAAUUAGGGGAAAACUGAUUUCAACGGAAUGCUAGAAAAUAGCUUCCUCGCAGUAAGAACAUUUUAUGGAGAAAGCUAACACAGAUGGCAGAUGUUCCUUUGCCAGAUGUGUUGAAACAGAGGCUAGACAGGAUACUUUAUUCUGGAUUCCUAAACAUGAGCUUGUAUUUGAUGAUCUAAAUCAGCAGUCCCCAACCUUUCCGGUUUGGCGGGCCGGGGGGAGAGGGGAUGGAUCUGUGCAAGUGGCAGGCUCCUGCACAUGCACAGCUCCAUUUGUGCAAGCACCAGGCACUAAUAGAGCUUCAUGCGGAAGUACAAGGACCCGCCACUCAUGCGAAUGGAGCUUCGCACACUAGCUCAAAUGCCUGCUGCUCACACAAAUGAAGCUACAUGUGCCAGUGCAAGCACCCAUUACUUGAGCGAGUGGAGCUACGCACUCCAGCACAAGCGUCUGUUGCUUGCACGGCCCAAUUCCAAACCUGACAUGGCCCAGUAGUGGGCUGUGGCCUAGGGACCCCUGAUCUAAAUGGUACCUUCCAAUUUUUAAUUCUCUUACCUUCAAUAAUGAACUGUGAUUUCAAAACAUAUGCAAACCAUAUAUUUUUCUUGAAUUUUAUUCAUAAAAUAGAAAAUAGGCAUUUGCAUCCAUAGAAACUUUUAAAAAUGAUAUUGUAAAAAUAGAGAAUAUAAACUUAAGAUUUUAGUUGGAAGCAGCCACCAUGCUUCAUUCUGCCCCAGUGAUACAAUUGACAUCUUAACAAAAUGAUGAACAACUCCAUGGCAAUGGCAAAUUAUAGCUAGACUUUAGUGAAAUGACAUUAGAUAGCACCAAACCAAUGAAUCCAAAUUUAAGUUUGGAAUCCUAAAUUCAAGGAAACGGUAGAUCCAGAUGAUGCUAAUAAACUUAUUUACUUCUA